AUGUCCUCCAAGGGAAGCAAGCACGACGAAAUAGAUUUCGAGUUUUUGGGUAAUGUAACAGGGCAACCCUACACAAUUCACACAAAUAUCUACAUUAAAGGAGUAGGUAAUAGAGAGCAACAGUUCCGUCUCUGGUUUGACCCUACUUCUUGUUACCACAACUACACCAUUCACUGGAACCCCUCUGCAGUUGUAUGGUAUGUGGAUAGCAUUCCAAUUAGGGUUUUCAGAAACUACGAGAAUAUAGGCAUUCCCUUCCCCAAUCAAAAUGGAAUGAGGGUAUAUUCCAGCUUAUGGAAUGCAGAUGAUUGGGCAACUCAAGGCGGGCGUAUUAAGACAGAUUGGACUGAAGCUCCGUUUAUAGCUAGGUAUACUAAUUUUAAGGCUAGGGCAUGCAAAUGGAAUGGAAAGAUUAGCAUUACUCAAUGUGGGAACAAGACUGCAGCAAAUUGGUGGACUUCUACUGUAUACAGCCAACUAAGCUAUGAUAAACAGGGUCAGAUGAAUUGGGUAAGAGACAAUUACAUGAUCUAUGACUAUUGUAAGGAUGUGAAUCGGUUCAAUGGGCAGAUACCGGCUGAAUGUUUCCAGACACAAUACUAG
Messenger RNA from Impatiens glandulifera, 603 nucleotides. RefSeq names its product probable xyloglucan endotransglucosylase/hydrolase protein 26. Gene Ontology annotation, biological process: glucan metabolic process. NCBI's taxonomy places the organism in Eukaryota, Viridiplantae, Streptophyta, Magnoliopsida, Ericales, Balsaminaceae. Gene Ontology annotation, molecular function: hydrolase activity, hydrolyzing O-glycosyl compounds; xyloglucan:xyloglucosyl transferase activity. The record is from RefSeq and is a predicted model, not a curated record. The transcript has 2 exons. Gene Ontology annotation, cellular component: apoplast; cell wall. Bases 1 to 603 code for a protein of 200 amino acids.